Messenger RNA from Chondrus crispus (carragheen), 1056 nucleotides. RefSeq lists its product as hypothetical. Bases 1 to 831 code for a protein of 276 amino acids. The transcript has 2 exons. The record is from RefSeq and is a predicted model, not a curated record. Lineage: Eukaryota; Rhodophyta; Florideophyceae; Gigartinales; Gigartinaceae.
AUGAAGAAGCGUAUCUCCAAGGUCACGACGCGCAAGAAGACCAUCGAAGCCAAUAUUUCUUCCGCGUACACCGCCGCCAAGAACCAACUCCUACGCGAGAAGAAGGCCAUCAGUGACGCCCUUGUCCUUAUCCACGACUCGUCUGCCAAGGCUUGGGUCUCUCUUGCCUCCACUCACAAGAGCUUUGCCGAGCUCGUGGACACCGAGUCCCCCAUCGAGGGCCCGCUUCAUGAAGCCACCACCGGUACUGUUACCGCCGCCCGUCAGUUCCAUGGAGACGCAAGCGCCGAACCCUCCAUUGGUGACAAUACCGCUAAAAUGCUGGGACAUAUCAAGGCCUACUUGGCCGAGAUCGAGUCUGUCGAGGCUGACUUUAAGAAGGUCGAGACUCUGUACACUGAGACGCAACGCUAUGAGAAGAAAGUUGGCAAGUUGUCGUCCAAGGAAAAGGAUGGCAAGGCUGUUAGGAAGAAGCGCAACCUGGACAAGCUGGAAGGCGCCAGAUCGGCGCAGCAAAGCGCAAUCGAUGGGAGUCUGGAGCGCAUGGGUAAAACGUCGGCCAAGUUUGAGGCUGUGAUGCAGUGUUCCCAAACGGCUUUCUGGCUUCGUCAGGAUAAAUUAGUGAAAUCGCUGGUGGCGCUGACCCAGUCCGCGAGGACAGCGGCUGAGGAUGUGAGCGAGGAGAUGGCCAAGCUGGACAUUACUAUGCCGGAGAUCAAGUACCUGUCGAAGGCGGUGGACAAUGCUGUCGCUACAAUGUCGGCAGGUGAUGAUGUUGUCACCAAGGUGCCGGAGAGCACGGCAGAGUCGCCGAAGCCAGUUGCUGCUUGAUUUGAACGGUAUAACCUGUCAAAACGAAUGUUGACGUAUCAGCAGGUUGGAUGUGCCAGGGGUUCGAGUGGAGUCUAGUGCUUUUUCUGUUUUUUUCGAUGGUAUGAUGAGUGUUGAUUGAGAAAGGGAGCUGAUACCGUACUGUAAGGUCAAGUUGCGAAUGUCUUUUUAUUUUCCGGAAGAAGCGUUUCAUAUGAUAAACAUUGAGAGUGGUUGUUAAUGUAA